Messenger RNA from Delphinapterus leucas (beluga whale), 2255 nucleotides. NCBI's taxonomy places the organism in Eukaryota, Metazoa, Chordata, Mammalia, Artiodactyla, Monodontidae. The record is from RefSeq and is a predicted model, not a curated record.
CAGAAAGCAGAGAUGCUUUUUACUUUGCUGGGAUGUUUCGCAUCACCAACAUUGAGUUUCUUCCUGAAUACCGACAGAAGGAGUCCAGGGAAUUUCUAUCAGUGGCUCGGACCGUGCAACAAGUGGUAAACCUGGUUUAUACAACAUCUGCCUUCUCCAAAUUUUACCAGCAGUCGGUAGUUGCAGAUGUCAGUAACAACAAAGGUGGCCUCCUUGUUCACUUUUGGCUUGUGUUUGUCAUGCCACAUGCCAAGGGCCAUAUCUUCUGUGAGGACUGUGUGGCUGCCAUCUUGAAGGACUCCAUCCAGACAAGCAUCAUAAACCGGACCUCCGUGGGGAGCCUGCAGGGUCUGGCUGUGGACAUGGACUCUGUGGUACUAAAUGACAAAGGCUGCUCUCAGUACUUCUACGCAGAUCACCUGUCUCUCCGCUACCCUCUGGAGAUUUCGGCAACCUCAGGGAGGCUGAUGUGCCACUUCAAGCUGGUGGCCAUAGUGGGCCACCUGAUCCGUCUCUCAAUAGAGUCCGUCCAGAUUGAAGCCGACAACUGUGUCACCGACUCCCUGACCAUUUACGACUCCCUCAUGCCAAUCCGGAGCACCAUCUUGUAUAGAAUUUGUGAACCCACAAGAACAUUAAUGUCAUUUGUUUCGACAAAUAAUCUCAUGUUGGUGAUAUUUAAGUCUCCUCAGAUACCAAGGCUAUCAGGAAUCCGGGCAUAUUUCGAGGUCAUUCCAGAACAAGAAUGUGAAAACACAGUGUUGGUCAAAGAAAUCACUGGCUUUGAAGGGAAAAUUUCAAGUCCAUAUUACCCAAGCUACUACCCUCCAAAAUGCAAGUGUACCUGGAAAUUUCAGACUCCCCUAUCAACUCUUGGCAUAGCACUGAAAUUCCAUAACUAUUCAAUAACCAAGAAGAGUAUGAAAGGCUGUGACCAUGGAUGGUGGGAAAUUAAUGAGCACAUGUACUGCGGCUCCUACAUGGAUCACCAGACGAUUUUCCGAGUGCCCAACUCCUUGGUUCACGUUCAGCUUCAGUGCAGUUCAAGGCUUUCGGACAAGCCACUUUUGGUGGAAUAUGGCAGUUACAACAUCAGUCAACCCUGUCCUGUUGGAUCUUUUAGAUGCUCCUCCGGUUUAUGUGUCCCUCAGGCCCAGCGCUGUGAUGGAGUAAAUGACUGCUUUGAUGAAAGUGAUGAACUCUUCUGUGUGACUCUUAGACCUGCCUGCAACUCCAGCUCCUUCAGGCAGCACGGCCCUCUGGUCUGCGACGGCUUCAGGGACUGUGAGGAUGGCCGGGAUGAGCAGAAUUGCACUCAGAGUAUUCCGUGCAACAACAGAACUUUUAAGUGCGGCAAUGAUAUUUGCAUUAGGAAACAAAAUGCAAAAUGUGAUGGCGCUGCGGACUGUCCAGAUGGAAGUGAUGAGGAAGGCUGCAGCUGCAGCAGGAGUCCUUCCACCCUCCACCGCAUCAUCGGGGGCACCGACACCCAAGAAGGGGGUUGGCCAUGGCAAGUCAGCCUCCACUUUGUUGGAUCUGCCUACUGUGGAGCCUCAGUCAUCUCCAGGGAGUGGCUUCUCUCGGCUGCCCACUGUUUCCAUGGAAACAGACUCUCCGACCCCACACCAUGGACUGCUCACCUUGGCAUGUACGUGCAGGGGAAUGCCAAGUUCGUCUCCCCAGUGAGAAGAAUUGUGGUCCACGAGUACUAUAACAGCCAGACCUUUGACUAUGAUAUUGCCUUGCUACAGCUCAGUGUCGCCUGGCCUGAGACCUUGAAACAGCUCAUUCAGCCAAUAUGCAUUCCUCCUGCUGGCCAGAAAGUGCGCAGUGGAGAGAAGUGCUGGGUGACCGGCUGGGGGCGAAGGCACGAAGCAGACAAUAAAGGCUCCCCUGUUUUGCAGCAAGCAGAGGUAGAGCUCAUUGACCAAACCCUCUGUGUUUCCACCUAUGGGAUCAUCACUUCGAGGAUGCUCUGUGCGGGCGUCAUGUCAGGCAAGAAAGAUGCUUGCAGGGUAAGGAGAUUCGGGUGGACCUUUGUCCUGUCGAAGAAAAAGUGAUGGAAAAUGGAUUUUGACUGGCAUUGUUAGCUGGGGACAUGGAUGUGGAAGACCAAACUUUCCUGGUGUUUAUACAAGGGUGUCAAACUUUGUUCCCUGGAUUCAUAAAUAUGUCCCUUCUCUUUUGUAAUUGUGCAAGUUUGAUUUUUGACUGUGUUUUAUGUGAUAGAUUCUUUUAAAAAGAAUGCAAUAAUU